Penicillium subrubescens is the source of this 1262-nucleotide messenger RNA. It is a transcript of the gene sec13, whose product is annotated as GTPase-activating protein SEC13. Gene Ontology annotation, cellular component: nuclear pore outer ring; COPII vesicle coat. Gene Ontology annotation, biological process: positive regulation of TOR signaling; COPII-coated vesicle budding; protein import into nucleus. Gene Ontology annotation, molecular function: structural molecule activity; protein binding. Bases 98 to 1027 code for a protein of 309 amino acids. Lineage: Eukaryota; Fungi; Ascomycota; Eurotiomycetes; Eurotiales; Aspergillaceae. The record is from RefSeq and is a predicted model, not a curated record. The transcript is spliced from 6 exons.
GUAAGGUUGUUUGGAGCGGCGCCUCGCGAAGCUCCCCUCGACAGUCCAUUUUAAUAACUCUUUCGCGAUUUCUACUUCCCCACGGGGUCCCUACAAAAUGGCGGCCGCUCAAGUGAUUUCGAAUUCGGGGCACGAAGACAUGAUUCACGAUGCCGGCUUAGAUUACUACGGCCGCAGGUUGGCAACCUGCUCCUCCGAUAAGACGAUUAAGAUCUUCGAGAUCGAGGGAGAAUCACACCGCCUGGUUGAGACCCUGAAAGGUCACGAAGGUGCUGUGUGGUGUGUCGCAUGGGCACACCCCAAGUUCGGCACGAUUCUGGCCUCCUCCUCGUACGAUGGCAAGGUCCUGAUCUGGCGGGAACAACCGCAGAACGCUACCUCUCCCGCCAGUGGCAGCUCCUGGACCAAGGUCUUCGAUUUCUCCCUUCACACCGCUUCUGUGAACAUGGUAUCUUGGGCCCCUCACGAGAGCGGAUGUCUCCUUGCCUGCGCCUCUUCCGAUGGUCACGUCAGUGUUCUUGAGUUCCGGGACAAUGCCUGGACUCACCAGACUUUCCACGCCCACGGUAUGGGUGUGAACUCGAUCAGCUGGGCUCCUGCGGCCUUUGCAGGCAGCUUGAUUAGCUCCAACCCUGGUCCCGGCCAGCAGAGACGCUUUGUGACCGGUGGAAGCGACAACCUCAUCAAGAUCUGGGACUAUAGCGCCGAGUCCAAGACCUACAACCUCACUCAGACCCUGGAGGGCCACUCAGACUGGGUCCGUGAUGUAGCCUGGUCGCCCAGCAUUCUGUCCAAAUCCUACAUUGCCUCGGCCUCCCAGGACAAGACUGUCCGCAUCUGGACUUCCGACGCUUCCAACCCCGGCCAGUGGACAAGCCAAACACUCGAGUUCGAUACCGUUCUGUGGCGCGUCAGCUGGAGUCUGAGCGGCAACAUUCUUGCUGUCAGCGGUGGUGACAACAAGGUCAGCUUGUGGAAGGAGAACUUGAAGGGACAGUGGGAGAAGGUUAAGGAUAUCGAGGAGUAAUUGGUUUUUCUCGCAUUGAUUCCUUUUGUUCCCGCAUAAUUCAUGUCAAGAUUUCUAUUCCUAUAAACUUCAAACACCCCCUUCAUACUUUUCACAUGUUCCAACUUUUCUUGAUUCGGGGAAGACACUCUGGUCGCGUCUUCGAGGACUGGACAGUUUUAGAUGGUAUCAGCUACACUAUAACCACAGUGUUCGGAUGAAAGCAUGCAGGGUAGAAAAAUUCUCUUUUGCCGAG